CUUUAAAAGAGAUUAUUUCUUAUUUAAAAACUUAUUUCUUUACAAAAAAUAAUUACAAAAAAACUAUAAUCAUGGGAGAUUUUAAUAUAAAUCCUCAUAAAACAAAUUCAACUUUUACAAAUGUUCAAUUAGACGACCCUAUAAAUUCUAAUCACGAGACUUCAGCGUAUUAUCACAAAAACAUUUUAACCAUCCUUAAAAAUAAUCGCUUAAAAGACAUUGUCAAAUUUUUUAAUGAUACACCAUCUUAUACCUUUAGCAAUACCUCUGAAAAUACGUCUUAUAUUGAUAUUAUUUUUGUUUCACCAAACUUUUUAACACAUUGUUUAUUUGGUACUAUAGCUACUGAACCAAUAAGUACUGAUCACCGAUUAAUAGUGAUCACUUUGAACAACAAAUUUUUUUAUUCCCCUAAUCAAAAUAUUUUAAACGAUUCUCUCAAUGAAAUUGAAAUGUGUAAAAAGAAUUCACUUUCUAAUAAUGAAAGAUAUAAUUAUAAAAAAAUAACAAAAGAACAGUGGGUAGACUUUAAAAAUUUAGUAUGGAAUAAUUUUCAAUCAAUUUCGACACGUUCACAAACACACAUUAACCCACAAAAACAUGUCAACAUUGUUUUUGAAAACAUAGUACAAAGUAUUCACAAAGCUAUAAACGCUAUAGGAUUUCCUAUAAUUAAACAAAACAUGCAUCAAUACACUUAUUCUUAUUCGAUUAGAAUUUUAGAAAAUGAUCUUUAUUAUAUAGCAUCCCUUAUUAAUAGAUUAGAAAAUUAUUUUAAUCCUAAAACACAUCGAUCAAGAUAUUAUUUCUAUGAUACCACUUUUUGGGAGGGACCUAAAAAAUUAAAUCGAUUAAAAAGAAUCGUUUCAAAUUUAGACUUACGAAAUUUAUCAAUUAAUACACGUGAUGUCGUGUGGCCAACUUAUUUGACUGCUCCUUAUUAUUUAACUAUUUUGAAUACUUUAAUUAAAAUCAAAACAUUCAUUAAUAAUUCAUUAAAUGAACAAAUUAGUCAUUUUCAAAAAAAAAAAAUAGAAAAAUUUAUUAAUAGACGUGACGAUGAUCUAAGACUAAACCAGAAAAGGAUGUUAACAUCUUUAUUAGACCGAGUGCCAGAAAAAAUCAAAAUGGACAAAUUAAUAUUUAAAGAUGAAUACGAUAUCACAACUUUUACAACAGAUAAGGAUGAAAUAGAAGAAAAAGCAAUAGACCAUUUCAGCAACAUUGGUAAAGUAAUACAAUCACCUUUAUCUUAUGAUCCAUCAUCACCUUUACGUGAGCCCUGGAAGUCUAUAUAUACGCCUAUUAAUGUAGCAUCACAAGAAAAUAUUAACAAAUUAAAUAGAUUGAUCACAAUGGACGAGUUGCAGGAAGCAAUUAAAGAUUUACCGACAAAAAAGUCUGCUGGACCUAAUAAGAUCAGCUAUGAAAUUAUUAAACAAUUACAUUUACAAAUUUUAGAAGUCAUUUUAUAACUUUUUAAUUAUAUACUUAUCAAUGAAGUUACUCCAGAACAAUUUAAACUCGCUCUCCUUUAUCCAAUUCCAAAACCCACUUGGUGGAACUACGAUAUUAAUCAUACGCGUCCUAUUAUAUUAUUAGAUUGUUUUCGCAAACUUUUAGUUAAAAUUAUUAAUUCAAGACUUAAUUUAUAUUUAAGCACGAAUAACAUUCUCCAACAUAAUAAUCAAGCAGGUGUACAAGGAGCAUCUUGAAAUGAAAUUAUUUUAUACAUUCAAUCUAUUAU
Messenger RNA from Rhizophagus irregularis DAOM 181602=DAOM 197198, 1747 nucleotides. The record is from RefSeq and is a predicted model, not a curated record. NCBI's taxonomy places the organism in Eukaryota, Fungi, Glomeromycota, Glomeromycetes, Glomerales, Glomeraceae.